This is a messenger RNA of Miniopterus natalensis, 1915 nucleotides long. RefSeq names its product FKBP prolyl isomerase 1B (gene FKBP1B). Gene Ontology annotation, molecular function: peptidyl-prolyl cis-trans isomerase activity. The record is from RefSeq and is a predicted model, not a curated record. Lineage: Eukaryota; Metazoa; Chordata; Mammalia; Chiroptera; Miniopteridae. Gene Ontology annotation, biological process: regulation of cardiac muscle contraction by regulation of the release of sequestered calcium ion; protein peptidyl-prolyl isomerization. Gene Ontology annotation, cellular component: sarcoplasmic reticulum membrane; cytoplasm.
UCCAUUAGCAUACCCUGUCAGCUCCGCUCCCAGAAUGUAUCUCCAGUCUUUCUGGCUCCCCUCUCUGCUGCCACCACGUUAAUUCAAGCCAUCAUUGAUUUCCUGUCUGGAUUACUGCAAUGGGCGCCGGACCGUCUAUCCUACACACAGCAGCCAGAAUGAUCUUAUAAAAUCUUAAUUCGGAUUAUGUCAUUCUUGCUUAAAACCCUCCAGUGGCUUCCUGCUGCACUUAGAAUUAAAUACAGCUCUGCAAGGCCUGGCAUGGUCCGGCUCCUUCCCACUCAUCUCUUCCUCCCGCCCUUCUUUCCAGUCUCCUGGCCUCCUUCCUGUUCUGCCAAUGCACCGAUCUUUUCCUGCCUCGUGGUUUGUGCACUUGCUGGGAUCCCUCUUCCUUCAGUGUUUUUCCAACAUUUGCUCAUCUCUCAAGUCUCAGUUCUGAGAGGCCACCCUGGACCACCUUUUCUAAAAUGGCCUGCCCACUGUCUCUCUCUUUAAUUCAUCUUUAGGGAACUUAUCACAACCUACAAUUAUCUUGUUUAUUUGAGGGUUGUUAAUGUCCUUCCAUUAGGAUGUAAAUUCCAGAAGAGUGAGGAGCUUGCCUAUGUGGUUCAUGGCUGUGUCCUCAAAAUCAGGCCCAGGCUUCACAUGUAGCGGGUGUUCAGUAAAUGUUUGCAAAUGAUUGUAUUUAUGCAUCUUUGAUGACAGUCAUUGCCCUGCCUCAGAAUCUACUUAUUUAUGUGUCUGUUUCCCUAACUUUAUCAUGAGUUCAUACCUUGCUCUGUGUUUCUGGAAUCUAGUCCAGGCCUGGCACAUAGUAGGCUGUCAGUGAAUGCUUGUGGAAUAGAUGAGGGAAAGUAAAAGGUGCAAUCAAAGAAAGGAAAGAACCGGGAGGGAGUGGAGUUGAGGAACCCAAGGAAAUGAAGUUCCAAUCAAGGCCAGAGAGGUGAAGCGACUAACCUGGCUUAUACAAGGCACAGAGCCAGAACCAGAGCCAUGGGCAUCUUCCUGCUAUAGAGGGAAUGUGGGCCAGUCACACCUGAUGUCCCAGGUGACUUUUUCUAAUAUCUUAUUUGUUCAUCUUCCCUCAUGUCUUCUUGCAGGAAGGACAUUCCCCAAGAAGGGCCAGACGUGUGUGGUGCACUACACAGGUAGGCCUUGCUCCCCAAGCCCUCAUCAGACCUGCCCCUCCCAAGGAAUGCUCCAAAAUGGGAAGAAAUUUGAUUCAUCCAGAGACAGAAACAAACCUUUCAAGUUCAGAAUUGGCAAACAGGAAGUCAUCAAGGGUUUUGAAGAGGGUGCAGCCCAGAUGAGCUUGGGGCAGAGGGCGAAGCUGACCUGCACCCCUGAUGUGGCGUAUGGAGCCACGGGCCACCCCGGUGUCAUCCCUCCCAAUGCCACCCUCAUCUUUGACGUGGAGCUGCUCAACUUAGAGUGAAGGCAGGAAGGAACUUAAGGUGGCUGGAGAUGGCUGCUGCUCACCCCCUAGCCUGCUCUGCCACUGGGACGGCUCCUGCUUGGGGCUCUUGAUCAGUGCGCUAACCUCAUUGCCCCACGACAUUUCCCAUUCUCUCUGCCUAAGUUGCUCUGUAUGUGUUCACAUUGUUCAUGCACAUCUUUGCUUGAGGAAACUUCAGUUGCAGAUCGAAACAUUUCAGGUUGUGCAUUUUGUGUGAUGCAUGUAGUAGCCAUUCCGAUCACGGAACACAGAUUUCUUGUUUGCACAAUCUACACUGCCUUACCUUCACUUAAGCCAGACACACAAGGUGCUCAGACAAGAAAUGUACAUGGUGUACACAGAGGGACUUGAGCCAGUUACCUUUGCUGUCACUUUCUCUCUUGGAAAUUGUUGGCUGCUGACUUACAAACUGUCCUCUUUGGAAAUGACAUGUAAAAUAAAGGCUCUGUGCUUGACAAA